Microstroma glucosiphilum is the source of this 1190-nucleotide messenger RNA. RefSeq lists its product as hypothetical. Lineage: Eukaryota; Fungi; Basidiomycota; Exobasidiomycetes; Microstromatales; Microstromataceae. The record is from RefSeq and is a predicted model, not a curated record. Gene Ontology annotation, biological process: ubiquinone biosynthetic process. The coding region runs from base 45 to 1139 and encodes 364 amino acids. Gene Ontology annotation, molecular function: methyltransferase activity. The transcript has 2 exons.
GCGGAUACCAACCUUGCAACUUCCCUUACAGCUCUGCCAUCGCAAUGUUCAGAGCAGCAGCAUCGUCGUCAUCAGCUUCGCUACGGCGAUCCGUGCUACGGCAGUCUCAGCCCUGGGCUCGAACCCUCUCCUCCUCUUCUAGCCUCCUACGGCCCACUCCGUCAGACCCCACUCCUCCCAAGUCUCCCACUCCAACCUCUUCACCAGUCGGCGCUUCUCCAAAGCCAGACGAAGAUGGUACCACCCACUUUGGCUACCGUGACAUCCCUUCUUCGUCCAAGGAGGGUCUCGUAGCGAGCGUCUUCUCCUCCGUCGCCUCCUCCUACGACCUCAUGAACGAUGCAAUGUCUCUUGGCAUUCACCGUCUUUGGAAGGCCCACUUUGUCUCCAAGCUCGACCCACGCGGGGGAAUUAACGUCCUCGAUGUCGCUGGCGGUACGGGCGACAUUGCUCUGCGUAUCCUCGACCACGCAAGACUGAAGCACAUCGAUCGGGAGACUAAGGUGACCAUGCUGGAUAUCAACCCAGAGAUGCUGCGCGAAGGCAUGAAGCGCAUCAAGCGCGAGUCCAUGUACUGGAACACGCCCCAGAUCGAUUAUCAAUUGGGAAACGCAGAGGCACUUCACAGCAGUAUGGAGAUUCCGCCACCGAGAAAGGGACACAAGACGCUUCCUCCUUUGAAGAGUCAGCGGACAGAGGAUGAGAGUGUGGACUUGUACACGAUUGCCUUUGGUAUUCGGAAUUGCACACACAUCGAUAAGGUGCUAGAAGAGGCCUACCGGGUGCUCAAGCCGGGUGGUGUCUUUGCUUGUCUGGAAUUUGGCAAAGUCAACAAUCCGUUGCUAGCUCAAAUCUACAAGCAAUACUCCUUCCAGGUCCUCCCCUCCCUCGGUCACAUCCUUGCCUCCGAUCGUGACUCCUACCAAUACCUCGUAGAGUCCAUCGAGAGAUUCCCCACGCAGCAGCAGUUUGCCAAUAUGAUGAAGAAGGUCGGCUUUGUCCUUCCGGGUAGUGAAGAGGGGGAGAGGAGAUUGAGGCAAGAGGGACUGGAUGGAGAGGAGUGGGGUGGCAGCGGGCAGGGCGAGUGGGAGGAUUUGACUGGAGGCAUCGCCACCAUUUGGAUUGGUUGCAAGCUGUAAUGUGUUCGGACUCAAUAUAGACAUCUGAAAUUGAAGACAAUGGCGGACGGG